Molecule: messenger RNA, 2109 nt
Organism: Salmo salar (Atlantic salmon)
Lineage: Eukaryota; Metazoa; Chordata; Actinopteri; Salmoniformes; Salmonidae
Product: high-affinity choline transporter 1
Biological process (GO): choline transport; transmembrane transport; acetylcholine biosynthetic process
Cellular component (GO): plasma membrane
Molecular function (GO): choline:sodium symporter activity
Source: RefSeq, a predicted model, not a curated record
GGAUGUAACUGACGAUGACAGAAUAGUAGAGUAGUAGUGCAAAGCUAAAAUAAAUCAGUAAAUCAUAAAUUCCACUAAUAUAUUUUUCACAGUGUGGUCAACACAUGGUUUUACUAUUGUUUUUGCAUUUUAGUCCACAUGAGUGUACUGUAAUGAUCAAUUAUUAACUUGUUAUAUUGACUACACUAAUAAACUCCUAGGACUAGAGGGAGGAGUUAGAAGAUAUUCUCUAAGUACAUUUAGGUUUUUCCUCUGAGAGGAUCAAGGAAAUUGCACAUCGAGAUGGCGCUUAACUGGCCCGGCCUGCUGUCGAUCGGGGUGUUCUACCUCAUCGUCCUCGCGACAGGCGUCUGGGCGUCCAGGAAGUCCAAACGCGAGGAGAGGAAGUGCACUGGAAACCUUAGUGAGGUUGCCAUGGUUGGAGGGCGGAACCUCAACAUCUGGGUCAGCAUCUUCACUACCACAGCUACAUGGGUGGGAGGAGGUUUCAUCUUAGGCAAUGCUGAGGUGGUCUACGACCCUAAAAGGGGCCUGGCUUGGGCCAUUGGACCAAUAGGCUCCUCCCUUAGCCUGGUUGUAGGUGCGUUGUUCUUUGUGAAACCGGUCCGAGAGAAGAAUUACGUCACCAUAAUGGAUCCGUUCCAGGAGAAGUACGGAAACACGUUUACUGCUAUUUUCUUUAUCCCAUCACUCCUUGCUGACAUCUUCUGGAUAGCCUGUGUGCUUGCUGCAUUGGGGGGAACGGUGAGUGUGAUCAUGGAUAUCCCAUCACCUUUGGCUGUGGCCCUGUCUGCUGCCGUGGCAGUUCUCUACACAUUGCUGGGAGGGUUGUACUCGGUGGCCUACACUGAUGUCAUCCAGCUCAUCUUCAUGUUCCUCAGCCUGUGGUUCUGUGUGCCCUUCAUACUGAUGAGCCCCGCCUCAACAGACAUUACAGUCACAGCGGUGACAAAGCUGUAUCAGGAGCCAUGGACCGGCAGGCUGAAGUUGGCAGAUGCAGGGUGCUGGCUGGAUGACCUGCUACUGGUGACUCUAGGUGGAAUCUGUUACCAGGCCUUCUAUCAGAGAGUCCUGGCCACAGCCACUGUGGCUCAGGCUCAGUUCACCUGCUAUGCUGCCUCUGUCUUCUGCUUCAUCCUCGCCAUACCACCUCUUCUCAUUGGUGCUGUGGCAGCAUCCACAGAUUGGAACCAGACCAGUUUUGGUCUACCUACUCCCUACGAGCAGGACAAGGCGGGUAUGAUUCUGCCCAUCUCCCUGCACCACCUGUGUCCACCUUUCGUCUCUCUUGCCGGAAUCGGCGCCAUUGCUGCUGCCGUGAUGUCAUCGAUUGACUCUGCCCUGCUGUCAUCUGCGUCCCUUUUUGCCCGAAACAUCUACAAAAACAUUUUCAGCAAAAGGGCCUCUGAGAAAGAGAUUCUACUGGUUGUAAAGGUGUCCAUCCUACUGUUUGGUUUGAUGGGGGCGGGCUUGGCAAUGACGACCUCCUCUGUGUAUGUCUUCUGGAUUCUCAGUGGAGAUGUGAUGUACACGGUGGUGUGUGCACAGUUGAUCUGCGUCCUCUUUCUGCCUGGGAAGGUCAAUGGGUAUGGUGCCUUGGCAGGCCUUCUGGUAGGGCUACUGCUGCGGCUCCUUGUGGGAGAGCCCCUGCUUGGUGUGCCUGGACUCAUGCCCCUUCCCUGGGACAGCCUACACGAGGACGGGCGUCUGCUGCAUGUCUUCCCGUUCCGCACCGGCAUCAUGUUGGUCUCUCUGGCCACUAUCCUGGUUGUGUCACGUUUCGCAGCCUGCCUUUUCCUUAAAGGGCUACUGCCUGACAACUGGGAUGUAUAUGGACUUGGUGAAAAAAGGAUGAUUUUGAUGAAGGAUAUGGUAGCUAAGGAUCUGACUGAGAAGAUUGGACUGAACACAAGGAAGAUGGACCCAUCUCCUCAUGCGAGCACAGAAGAUAUGAGCUCUUUACAAUGACCUGGGGUCCCAUCAUGUAGAUAGUUACAUACAACGGCCAAAGGCCAGGAACAGGCAGGACUCAAACACCACAGCACAGUUAAGACUCUUAAUUCAAUAAAGAAUGUUACCUUUUCAAAGAAAUGUAGCUUGUGGAAAGUA